ACCACUUGAUUAUGUCAGAUAACAAAAAACGGCAAUAUUUUAAUGACAAGAUUAAGUCCUUUGCUUUUUAUCGUUCAGUACAAGACUUUACAAAUGUAUCUUUAAAUGGUAAAUUUGACUCCACCUUUGGGAAGAGAGAGCGCACACACACUUCAGCAAAGCCGAUUGCCGAUCCAAAGACCUUACUCCAGCUGGAACAACAAUUUUUACUGGCUUAUCUGGAAAUGGUGGAGCCAUUGAUAUUGAUGAUGGACCGCAUGGACAAGUGGAAUAUCAAAUUAGAUAUAAUCCGAAUGAUCCAGUGUCACACAGAAUGUUCAGCAUUCCGCUUGCUGUCUCUGGGUCUGUCAUCUUGAGGGGAAGACUCAACUAUGAAGAAAAAACUCGCUACUUGGUUCUUAUUGAGGCUAAUGACCGUGCACCCUAUCCAGGUGACAGGCAGACUGCCACAACUACUUUGACAGUAGAUGUGCUGGAUGGGGAUGAUCUAGGCCCAAUGUUUCUUCCCUGUACUCCGGUAAACAGCACCGAUGAUUGUAGACCCUUGAUGUACAAAGCAGCUGUGCCAGAGCUCACUGACCCAGGACGGAUUAAUCCAAUUCAAGUCACUCCCAUCAUCAAAGCUGUUGAUCAAGAUCAAAACAUUCAGCCUCCAUCUGAUCGACCUGGAAUUAUUUACUCGAUCCUCAUUGGUAAACCGGCAACAUUUGCAGAGUACUUCACAUUAAACAGAACAACAGCCGAACUCCGACUUCUGAAACCAAUCAACAGAGAUCUGCAUCAAGCUUUUGACUUGAUAAUUAAGGCAGAGCAAGACAAUCGACACCCCCUACCUGCUUUUGCUAAUUUGUAUAUUGAGGUCCUAGAGGAAAACAAUCAGGCCCCGUACUUUCAGAUAUCCACUUAUCAAGGAUUCGUCAUAGAGUCGGCUGCGGUUGGCACCACAAUCUCCAGCAAUGCUGAUUUUACUGCUCCCCUCAGCAUUAUUGCCCUCGAUAAGGACGUUGAGGAAACAAAAGAUCCCAUGUUAAAAAUAUCCUUGAACAAGUAUAACAAUGUGUUCAGAAUCACACCAUCAGGAAUCACUCGCUACUUGACACUGUUGAUACCGGUAGACCGGGAAGAACAAAUGACUUACUCUUUUACGAUGGUGGCCUCUGAUGCAGUUAUGGAAAGUCCAGAAGUCACAGUUAACAUCAUAGUGAUUGACGCCAAUGAUAAUACUCCAACUUUUACAAGCAUCUCCUACAGUGCAAAUGUUUAUAGUAACAUGCAGCCUGGAGAUCCAGUAUUGCAGGUAACAGCUCGUGAUAUAGAUGAAGGUCUUAAUGGACUGAUAACUUACGAGAUCAUAGCUGGCAGUCAGGGACACUUCACCAUCAAUAACUAUUCAGGAUUGAUCCAUGUGGCACGUGAAGCCAGACUUACUGUGGGCCAUUCCUAUGCCCUGACUGUGAGAGCAUCAGACAAUGCACCUGUCCUGCAAAAAAGGAGCUCUAUCACCACAGUGUACCUUGAAGUUCUUCCACCCAACAAUCAGAGUUCACCAGUCUUUCUGCUCUCUGUAUAUAGCCUUGAGGUCAGUGAAGCUAUGAGGAUUGGAGCGGUUCUGCUUAAUCUGCAGGCAACAGAUCGUGAAAAGGACCCAAUUACCUACCGUCUUAUAAGUGGAGAUCCCCAGAAUGUAUUUAACCUUUCAAGAAAUUUAGGUUUGCUAUUCUUGGAAAAACCUCUUGACAGGGAAACCACAGAUCAGUACAUCCUGACUGUUACUGCUUCCGAUGGGCAUCCAAAUGGAAUUUCAACAGCAACUGUGACCAUAGUGAUUACUGAUGUGAAUGAUAAUGACCCAGUUUUUGAUCCACUUCUGCCAAAAAACUUUACUGUCCAAGAGGAAGAUGGAAAUGCCUUUGUGGGUCAGGUAAAGGCCACCGAUAAAGAUUUAGGGGUCAAUGGACAGAUCAGCUACAGAGUUGUUCACCCUGCUGGCUUCUUCAGAAUCAAUAGCAAUGGUAGCAUCUUCACCUCAAUUCCCCUGGACCGUGAGAUCAGGAGUCAAUACGACAUGAUUGUGGAGGCUUCCGACGGUGCAUCAGAUCCUCGCCGGACAACCACCACACUAUCUGUUGAAAUCCUGGACAUAGAUGAUAAUAGUCCUGUGUUCUCGCAAACAUCUUACGUUGUAAACCUUCCAGAGAACAGUCCUGUGGGGACAGUCUUCCUGCAGCUCAGUGCUGAAGAUGCUGACCUUGACUCCAACAUCACAUACCACAUUAAAACAGAUGAGGCUAGACAGCUCUUUGACAUUAAUCCAGUGACAGGUCACCUGUCAGUUCAGCAAGUACUAGAUUUUGAGAAGCUUUCUGUAUCUGGAAGUACAUACACUUUUGUUGUGGAGGCUUUGAACCACAAAGGGAAGAUGCCACCUGGACUGUGUACUGUCACGGUCAAAAUAACAGAUUUGAAUGAUUACGCGCCGGUGUUCAGCCAGGCUUUGUAUCGUGUGAUGGUGUCCCCAACAGCAGAAACGGGAACGUAUGUCACCACAGUCUUUGCAGAAGAUGAAGACCCUCCUGGCACUGCGGCCAGCAGGGUCCGAUAUAGAGUAGACUUGGAGCGUUCUGGCUACAGUGGCAGCCUCUUUGCUGUGGAGGAAGAGUCUGGAAGGGUAAUCACAAAAGUCAACCUCAAUGAGCGACCUAAUGCAGUCUUUCAGAUAUUUGUCAUUGCUUAUGAUGAUGGGGACCCAAUGAAGCAGAACACUUCCAUUGUUGAAAUAACCAUUCUUCAACCUUCAAUAAUCCCAGUUUUCACCCAGGAGGAAUACGAAUUUCCCCCCAUGAGUGAGAAUUCACCUAUAGGAAAAGUGGUUGGGGUCAUUUUGGCUGCUGCCAUUGACCAGACGAUAAUCUACUCUAUUAUAGGGGGUAACGAAGCAGGUGUAUUUAAGUUAAAUAACAAAACAGGUGUCAUCUUCACAGCCAAACUAUUAGAUUAUGAGGCCAUCGACAGUUACGUCCUUCAUGUGCAGGCAGACUCCUUGGCUAUGAUAAUGUCAAAUCUCCAUGCUCCUUCAAAAAGUAAUAAAGCGAAGGUGUUUAUAUAUAUCCUGGAUGAAAAUGAUCACCCUCCUGUUUUUACAAAAAAGCUCUACAUAGGUGGAGUAACUGAGGACACAAAGACAUUUACAACUGUACUACAAAUCAAAGCCACAGACAAGGACAGUGGGAAUUACAGCGCAAAUGAAUACAGAUUAAUUAUGCCACCACCUAAAGAUGGUCAAGAUGCCUUUGUGAUUGAGCAAUAUACAGGAAUCAUUAAAACGGCGAUAACGUAUAAAAACAUGCGCGGCUCUUACUUUAGAUUUAAAGUCAUUGCAACAGACGACUAUGGGAAAGGUUUGAGUGCGAGCUCAGAAAUUUUGAUAUCAGUAGUUAAUCAACUGGAUAUGCAAGUGGUAGUAUCCAAUGUGCCACCAACUAUAGUGGAAGAGAAUAUAGAGCAACUCACAGGGAUCUUAGAGAGCUAUAUUCAAGACCAGUAUCCAGGGGCAAAAAUAAUUGUGGAAUCCAUUGGACCGCGACGAUUUGGAGAUGGAUUUGACCAAGAAGAAUACACAAAAUCUGACCUGAUGGUGUAUGCCAUUGAUCCUUUAACAAACAGAGCCAUUCCUCGACAGGAGCUUUUUAAGCUUCUUGAUGGAAAGCUUCUGGAUAUUAACAAGGACUCUGAACCUUACUUGGGCGAAGACGGCCGCAUAAUUGAAAUACGCAGUCCUGACAUUCUGGCUAGUGUGAAGAAGGCAGCACAGGCAGUUGGCUACACAGAGGGGGCGCUGUUGGCUCUGGCAAUCGUCAUCUUCCUCUGCUGCAUUCCUGCAAUUCUCAUAGUCACGGUCACCUAUAAUCAAUUCAAAGAGCGACAAGCAGAGUGUGCAAAAACAGCUCGGAUACAGAUGGCGCUGCCAGCAGGCAAGUCAGCCAGUGCCCCCCCCAGCAAUCUUCAUGAGCAACUUGGGGGCCCUAAGCAACAUCCAGGGUUGGUGCCCAGAGGGGGGCCCAGGGCCCCUCAGGAUUACUACUCUUAUGAUCAGGGGUACCAUAUUCCCCAGUAUGGUAGUCGGAGAAAAUUGAUACCACCAUCUGAAAUGUAUGAUGGAUAUGGGGAAGAGAUCUUGGAUGAUAGUGGUUACUAUCUCAGUCCACAUGGGCAUGGACAAGGGAUCCAAGGCAGGGGACGAGGCAGGAGGAAAAUAGAAAGUCUGCCUACAGUAGCUGGAUUUAGUGACCAGCCCCCAGAUGAAGUGAUUGAAGAGACAAUGCCAUCAGAUUUGGUUGCAACACCUGGCAGCUUCAAAGCUGCCAAAAGCCUAAAGUCAGUGGCAAAACUGAGUAAACUGUUAAGGGCGAGAAAAAUCACUGAGCAAAAAGGUGAUGCACCUGUCACAGGUUACUCCCCAUGGAAAAAAGCCAAAAUAUUCCCAUGGAUCUUCUCGAAGAGUAAGAAAGAUAGUCGCUAUUCUAAGCUAACAUCUGCUAGCCGUGCUGAAAGCCAAGAAAGUGGGGGAUAUUCAUCAGCACAUAAAAAACUAAACAGAGUCCUCAAACGCAUCAACAUUGCAAAGAAGCUUCGAGAGCGAAAGCAGUCACAGAGCAGUGUGAGAAGCUCUGCUGAAAGUGAAAGGGAGGGGUCAGUAUCUCAAGCUGCCACGGAUUCUGAAAUAGAAGACAAAAAGACAAAGAUCUCAAUCAGUGUUACUGAUGAAAGUGAACAAGAAGCCAGUGCCUCAGAAAGAGGCCGAAAAAGGGCUCCUGAUGUUGAGCAUUCUGAAACAAGUAGUACUGCACCAACUUCAGAAGACAAAGAUUACCUUAAAGUUGACCUAGACAGAGAUGAUGACAAUGAAAGUACUGUAGAUUCAGAAGAGGAACAGGAAGAAAAACCUGAAGAUUCUGAUGAAGAAAGCAAGGACAAAUCCGAAAGAACUGACUCUCAAUCUGAAGAAGAAUCUGAAUCUGAAAAAGAGUCAGGAACAGGAAAAGACUCUGAAAAAGAAUCUGAAUCAGAUAAAGAAGAGUCUGAAGCAGAGAAAGGAUCAAGUUCAGAGAAAGAAGAGUCUGAAUCAGAGAAAGGAUCAAGUUCAGAGAAAGAAGAAUCUGAAUCAGAGAAAGAAUCCACAGAAGCUGACAUGAGCAGGACAUCAGAAGUAUCCAGAGAAAUAUCAUCACUAUCACAGAAGGGUUCAGCAUGCUCUUCAGGGAGCACUUCAGAGAUAUCUGUGGGGAGCAGUAAUGCCAGUACAGUAACUUCACAGUCAAGUUCUCAGAGAUCUUCUGCUCAGUCUUCAAUCAGUUCUUCCCUCAAGCAGACCAGAAAAACUUCAGAAAUAUCUAGUGAAGGAAGCAGUGGAAGUGUGUCUGAAAGCGCAAUGACAAUAUCAUCAACAGUAAGAAGUGGGAGCUACAGAUCCAUGAAAUCAACAGCUGAAUCAGAGGGUACAAUUGUGGAAGCAAGUGAAGAAGGUGAACCAUUUAGUGAAGAAGAAGAUGAUGCUGACAGAGAGAGAAAAGAAUCUGACGAGGAGCUGAGUGAUUCGACAAUGUCCAGGAGAUCUAGCAGGUCAUCUGAGAAAAAUGGAGACAGUCGCAGCAUAUACAGUGGGCAAUAUAGUACAGAACCAAGUCUGGUGGAGACUUUAACUGAAAGCCAUGGAUUGUCUACCAUCAGUGAAUUGGAUGAGAAUGAAAUCUCAGGCGAGGGAGAUUCUACUUCCUUCUAAACUGAAACAGAAAUCA
This is a messenger RNA of Paramormyrops kingsleyae, 5795 nucleotides long. NCBI's taxonomy places the organism in Eukaryota, Metazoa, Chordata, Actinopteri, Osteoglossiformes, Mormyridae. The record is from RefSeq and is a predicted model, not a curated record.